This is a messenger RNA of Nematolebias whitei (Rio pearlfish), 1663 nucleotides long. RefSeq names its product SLAIN motif family, member 2 (gene slain2). The record is from RefSeq and is a predicted model, not a curated record. Bases 80 to 1663 code for a protein of 527 amino acids. Gene Ontology annotation, biological process: positive regulation of microtubule polymerization; cytoplasmic microtubule organization; microtubule nucleation. The transcript is spliced from 7 exons. Gene Ontology annotation, cellular component: microtubule plus-end. Lineage: Eukaryota; Metazoa; Chordata; Actinopteri; Cyprinodontiformes; Rivulidae.
UGGAAUAAGGGAAAAGAAAGAGAGUCUUGGCUAAGGAAACACUCCGGAGCGCAUUUCGUUCGGCGGCUGAGGAUUCACCAUGGAGGAUAUUAACUCUAAUAUCAAUGCGGACUUGGAGGUACGGAAGCUCCAGGACUUGGUGAAAAAACUCGAGCAGCAAAACGAACAGCUUCGGAGUCGGUCUACGAUGUUGUCUUCGUCUGGAGCGAUGUCGGAGAACCACAGACCCCUCAGUGCCGGAAACGACCCGUCGUCCCUGUCUGUGGGGAUGGCAGCCGGUCUGGCCGGCUUCCCUGGGGUGGGGUUCGGCUGCACGGGCGGGUAUGGUGGGCUGCUGGAGAACAACCGCUGCUCGACAGCCAGGCUGUCCUACGACGGCAUCACUUUCAGGAGGGCGUACGAGUGCGAGGGGGCAUCCGCACCCACCUCUGUGUCGAGCAUGAACUCACUUUACUCGGACAACGCCGAUGGGGAACCCUCGGUUCUAGAUGAAGUGGACAUCUUAGAUCUUGAAGACAUGGACUGUCUCAACGAAGACGAGGACAGCUGGUUAUAUGAGGCUAAACUGAACAGUCCACUGCAGAAAGCCUUGAGUCCUAUUGUCUGGUGUCGGCAGACCCUUGACAGCCCCAGUCCUGAGAUAGAAUCAGCCAAGCGCUCUCUGAUCCACAGGCUGGACCUCACCAUGUCAGCCAACAAGCGUAGGAGCACGUAUGGAAGUCCAUAUCUGCAGCAGGGUUACGGCAGUCCUUAUAGCACAAAUACAGCUAACAGCCCUUACAGCAGUGGCUUCAACUCCCCCUCCUCAACCCCCAGCAGAGUGCCCAUUGUGCGACAGCAGUUAAUGCCCAGUAACGCUGUGCACCAGAGAAAUGCAGCAGCAGAGAGGAAUCCUCCAGCAAUUAGUCCACAGUCAUCAGUGGACAGUGAGCUGAGCACAUCAGAGAUGGACGAGGACUCCGUCGGCUCUUCAAAUACCUACAAACUUAAUGAUGUCACCGAUGUCCAGAUAAUGGCACGCAUGCAGGAAGAGAGUUUGAGACAGGAGUAUGCUGCAACAGCGUCCAGGCGGAGCUCGGGCUCAUCCUGCCACUCGCUGCGCCGCAGCGCCUUCAGUGAUCAGGAGUUAGAUGCACACAGUCUGGAGGAUGAGGAAGAGGCAGUGCACCUGGCCUUCCCCCAGCCUUCCAACCGCUUCAGCCCCUCUCCUCGUCACUCUCCUCGCGUCUCCCCCAGGAAUUCUCCCCGCUCACGUUCACCUGCUCGUUCGAUAGACUACAACCACGGCCGCGGCUCGCCGCAGCCCAUCAUCAGCCGCUUGCAGCAGCCUCGCCACUCGCUGCAGGGUCACAGCCAUGACAUGCAGACCAAUGUGGUGAAGAAUGAAGAAAAGCUGCGUCGUAGUCUUCCUAACCUCACACGUUCCUCAGCCGCUGCCGCCGCUCAGUCACAGGAGCCCGUCAAGAGCAGCCGCAGCUGUGAGUCUAACCUGCAAGUGCCAAACGGAGGCUCCCCCCGACACCAGAGUCAGUCUGCGAUCACAGCUCAGAUCCCGAGGUACACAACUCCUUCUCGCUCGUCUCCAAAGCCCAAACAGCUCAUCCAAAAGCCAACAGCCCUGCGAGGUAACAGCCCGCCCCAGAAUCAGAGGCUGCAGAACUGA